AACGAGCCCGCCGUCAUUCAUCAGUCCAGCAUUUUAUUUUCUGAGAUUCAACAGCUGGUUGGACCUUUUAGACGACAACCAAUAGGACGGAGCGCUGUUAUCGAAAGAAAAAAAACCUACAGUCGCCAUGAUACAGCAGCGGAAACGGGAAAAGAAGUAGCUAGAAAACAAAAGAGAACACGCACUCGUCCUCGCGAUUUGGUAUGCUCUUGCAGUGUUAUAGGAAUGCCCAAGGAAAAAUAUGACCCGCCGGAUCCCAGGCGGAUGUACACAAUUAUGUCCAGCGAGGAGGCAGCAAAUGGGAAGAAGUCAUACUGGGCUGAGCUGGAAAUCAGUGGUCGAGUAAGGAGUCUUAGCACGGCCCUGUGGUCUCUCACCCACCUCACUGCCCUUCACCUCAGUGACAACUCACUGUCACGCAUCCCUCCAGACAUUGCCAAACUACACAACCUGGUGUACCUGGAUCUCUCAUCCAAUAAGAUCAGGAGCCUGCCGGCAGAGCUCGGCAACAUGGUGUCUCUCAGGGAAUUGCUUUUAAAUAACAACCAGUUGCGAGUUCUCCCAUUUGAAUUGGGAAAACUGUUUCAGUUACAGACACUGGGGUUGAAAGGAAACCCACUUGCACAAGAAAUCAUGAGCCUCUACCAGGAACCUGAUGGUACACGGAGACUGCUCAGCUACUUGUUAGACAAUCUGGCAGGGGCUAUCAAGCGCAUACCAACAGAGCAGCCACCAGCUCGGUCAUGGAUCUCACUCCAGGAACCUGAUCGAACACGUCCAUCUACUCUCUUCUCGGUCAUGUGCUACAACGUGCUGUGUGAUAAGUACGCCACACGACAGCUAUACGGCUACUGCCCGUCCUGGGCACUAAACUGGGAAUACAGGAAGAAAUCUAUCAUGCAGGAAAUCCUCGGCUGCAAUGCAGACAUCAUCAGUUUGCAGGAGGUGGAAACGGAGCAGUACUACAAUUUCUUCUUGCCUGAGUUGAAAGAGCAAGGAUACGAUGGGUUCUUCAGUCCAAAGUCACGAGCUAGAACCAUGUCAGAGUCAGAUCGUAAACAUGUGGACGGAUGUGCAAUUUUCUUCAAGACAGAAAAGUUCAGCGCCGUGCAGAAGCACACAGUGGAGUUCAACCAGCUGGCCAUGGCUAACUCCGAGGGCUCUGAAGCCAUGUUGAACAGGGUGAUGACGAAGGACAACAUUGGAGUAGCGGUACUGCUUGAGGUCCGCAAAGAGCUUAUCGAAAUCUCCUCUGGUAAGUCGCUGCAUGGCAUGGACAAGCAGCUUCUGCUGGUAGCAAACGCCCACAUGCACUGGGACCCGGAGUACUCGGARGUCAAACUAGUCCAYACCAUGAUGUUCCUGUCGGAGGUGAAGAACAUAGUGGACCUUGCCGCACGCAGCUUCAAGCUGUCCACCUCUGGCGAGACCAAUGCAAUUCCACUGGUGCUGUGUGCUGACCUCAACUCCUUGCCUGACUCCGGUGUGGUGGAGUACCUGAGCUCUGGCGGUGUGGACUGCACCCACAAGGACUUCAAGGAGCUCCGCUACAGCGACAGCCUGACCAAAUUCAACUGCAACGGCAAGAACAGCCUGUCCAACGGCAGGAUCACCCACGGCUUCAAGCUGAAGAGCGCCUACGAGAACGGCCUGAUGCCUUACACCAACUACACCUUUGACUUCAAGGGUGUGAUCGACUACAUUUUCUACUCCAAGCCUCACCUGAACGUGCUGGGUAUCCUGGGCCCCCUGGACCCCCACUGGCUUGUAGAGAACAAUGUCAGCGGCUGCCCACAUCCCCACAUUCCCUCUGACCACUUCUCCCUGUUUGCUCAGCUGGAAUUGCUCCUGCCCAAUGUGCCCUCACAGGUCAAUGGGCUUCACCUGCCUGCACGCAGGUAGUGAGACCCUGCCAUACCACCAGGGGGAGCUGCAGCCACAGCUCCCCCCGCUCAACCUUAUCCCCCUCUUUUUACCAGCUAUUCCCUCCCUCCACCACACUGGAGGAGGAAGACAUACACACACACACACACACACACACACACACACACACACA
This is a messenger RNA of Austrofundulus limnaeus, 2056 nucleotides long. Its product is annotated as CCR4-NOT transcription complex subunit 6. The transcript has 12 exons. The record is from RefSeq and is a predicted model, not a curated record. Gene Ontology annotation, molecular function: protein binding; 3'-5'-RNA exonuclease activity. The coding region runs from base 226 to 1902 and encodes 558 amino acids. Lineage: Eukaryota; Metazoa; Chordata; Actinopteri; Cyprinodontiformes; Rivulidae.